Myzus persicae (green peach aphid) is the source of this 825-nucleotide messenger RNA. RefSeq lists its product as uncharacterized. The transcript has a single exon. Lineage: Eukaryota; Metazoa; Arthropoda; Insecta; Hemiptera; Aphididae. Gene Ontology annotation, molecular function: nucleic acid binding; zinc ion binding. The record is from RefSeq and is a predicted model, not a curated record. Bases 1 to 825 code for a protein of 274 amino acids.
AUGAGGAAGCCACCGAAGCCGGCCCAGCAACCACGCUCGACCACCGACCAAGUGGCUCUCCUGCGGAAGCGGGCUCCGCGAUCCAUGGCGGUCACUAUCGACCGACCGGCGGAAGAUGGCUCCCUUGCCUCCGUGAUGAAAAAGGUGUCGGGAUCGAUCAACCUCCAGUCCCUUGGCGUCAAGGUCCUGACGACAAGAAAGACCAGAGCGGGAGGAAUACUCCUCGAGGUUGAGGGGAGCGAAAAAGCCACACUGCUAGCCGGAAAGAUCCAGGAGGUGGUAGGAGAUGCGGCCAGGGUCAGGUUACCCGAGCCCCGUACGCCCGUUCUACUGCUGGGAAUUCCGGAAUGGGCAGAGGCAGAGAACGUCGUUGCGGUCGUCACUCAGGCGGGAGUCACCGGAGACCGCUCCGAGAACGUGACCAUCCGCAAAAACUCCGAUGGUAGAGGGGAGUUCGUUGCGAGCCUCCACCUGCCGCUCAAGGACGCAAUCACGCUGGCGGAGAAGAGAGCGGUCACCGUGGAGUGGACCAGGUGCAGGGUCAAACUGUUGGCCAGCAACCAACCAACCUGCUUCCGCUGCCAAGGGAAAGGUCACCUGGCUGCCGAGUGCCGGAACGAGGCCAAGCCUCGCCGCUGCUUUAGGUGCAAAGCCGACGACCACUUGGCCAAGGACUACAUGCAUCACACAGAGCCUCAGCACCAGGGGAUGACGCGGCAGCAACAACCCGAACAGCAUCAACAGCAGCGGUCCACCACGUCCAUCCUCGGGAAGAAGGAGUUGCCAGAUGAUGUGGCGGCGGCGGGGGCAGACGUAGCGCAGUGA